CAAGGCGAGGAGUCCGCACCUAGUGUUCCUACACGCGCCACAAACUGUGCUCUGUUAUGCCAGGGAGAUGCUGCUGGCGGUGGCGCCUCAGACUACAGGGCUGAACAGGACUCAGCCACAGGAACUAACCGGGUUGGCUACUGGUUGGACAGGUGAAGGCAUUACCGUUAUGAUAUGCAACAAAAGCGGAGAUUGCAGAAGGGACCCCAACAUUUCUGGGAGCCUGUCCUCCAUCAUAUUUUAGGCAGGAGAAGCAGACAGCAGGAAUAGUUGAACCCGACGACGGGAAAAGGCAGUCUAGAUGUAAUUCAAGAGUCGCCAGCAUGGACGGUUCUAUUACCUCAGCGGGGUCCUUAGCACAGGGGCAUGGGACCGAGGUGGCCGGGGCAACAACUACUGCCACUGUGAAAAAGGACCCCCGAGUUUCCUUCUCAAAUGCCCCUAGUAGAAAAGCAUCGUCCUCUGUGCAGAACCAACAGAAGAUGAAUUCUGUCUCAUGUUUUAAAUCUGAGGAUAUAUCCCAGAUUGUGACAGAUGAUGGGGAACCAAAUGACAAUCGGACAUACAUGCAGCGGCAAUUUAGUUCCAUGCUUCAGCCUGGAGUUAAUAAAUUUUCACUGCGUAUGUUUGGGAGCCAAAAAGCUGUUGAAAAGGAACAACAGCGCGUCAAAUCGGCCGGUAAUUGGAUUAUUCAUCCAUACAGCGAUUUCAGGUUCUACUGGGAUUUCACCAUGUUGAUGUUCAUGGUGGGCAACCUCAUCAUCAUCCCAGUGGGGAUCACCUUCUUCAAGGACGAGACCACCGCGCCCUGGAUCAUCUUCAACGUGGUCUCUGAUACCUUCUUCCUCAUGGACCUGGUCCUCAACUUCCGCACAGGCAUCGUUUUAGAGGACAACACUGAGAUCAUCCUGGACCCCAAGAAGAUCAAGAGGACGUACCUGAAGACCUGGUUUGUGGUGGACUUUAUCUCCUCCAUCCCUGUUGAUUAUAUCUUCUUGAUCGUGGAGAAGGGGAUCGACUCUGAGUUGUAUAAAACAGCCAGAGCCCUGAGGAUCGUGCGCUUUACCAAGAUCCUCAGUCUGCUGAGGCUGCUCAGGCUGUCCAGGCUAAUUCGCUAUGUCCACCAAUGGGAAGAGAUCUUCCAUAUGACCUAUGACCUGGCCAGUGCAGUGAUGCGUAUCUUCAACCUGAUUGGUAUGAUGUUGCUGCUGUGUCACUGGGAUGGCUGUUUGCAGUUCCUGGUUCCCAUGCUGCAGGAUUUCCCCCAGGACUGCUGGGUCUCCCUUAACAAGAUGGUGAAUGACUCGUGGAGCGAGCUGUACUCCUUUGCCCUGUUCAAAGCCAUGAGUCACAUGCUGUGUAUCGGUUAUGGGCGCCAAGCCCCAGAGAGCAUGUCUGAUAUCUGGUUGACCAUGCUCAGUAUGAUCGUGGGAGCCACCUGCUACGCCAUGUUCAUCGGCCACGCCACCGCCCUUAUCCAGUCCCUGGACUCAUCCCGGCGCCAGUACCAGGAGAAGUACAAACAAGUGGAGCAGUACAUGUCUUUCCACAAACUGCCAGCUGACUUCCGACAGAAAAUCCAUGACUACUACGAGCACAGAUACCAGGGCAAGAUGUUUGAUGAGGAGAGCAUCCUGGAGGAGCUUAAUGAACCACUGCGGGAGGAAAUUGUCAACUUCAACUGCCGUAAGCUGGUGGCGUCCAUGCCCCUGUUUGCCAACACCGACCCCAACUUUGUGACGGCUAUGUUGACUAAGCUCCGCUUUGAGGUCUUCCAGCCUGGAGAUUACAUCAUCAGGGAGGGCACCAUCGGCAAGAAGAUGUACUUCACCCAACAUGGUGUGACCAGUGUCCUGACCAAAGGAACCAUGGGCAUGAAGCUCUCAGAUGGAUCCUAUUUUGGAGAGAUCUGUCUGUUGACCCGAGGUAGACGGACGGCCAGUGUGCGAGCGGACACGUACUGCCGUCUCUACUCCCUGUCUGUGGAUAACUUUAAUGAGGUGCUGGAGGAGUAUCCCAUGAUGAGACGAGCCUUCGAGACUGUGGCCAUCGACCGACUGGACCGGAUAGGGAAGAAGAACUCGAUCCUAAUGCACAAGGUUCAGCAUGACCUCAAUUCGGGCGUCUUCAAUAACCGGGAGAACGAGAUGAUCCAGGAGAUUGUGAAAUAUGACCGUGAGAUGGUGCAGCAGGUGGACCUGCAUAGGCCACGUGCUAUGUCCAUGUGCAACCCACCCACACAUGGCGGCAUCUUCACCCCCUCUGGCCCUCCCCAGAGCUCAGCCAUCGCCACCCUCCAGCAGGCUGUGGCCAUGAGCUUCUGUCCCCCCAUGGUAGGCCCUCUGGCAGGGGGUGGGGGCCUGCAGUCCCCCCGGAUGGUGCGGAGGUUCAAGGUGAUGCAGAGUGUAUCCAGCCCAGUGCCAGCCUCCCCUCCCCCCCAGACCCAGCAGACCAUGCAUCCCCAGCUAUACGCCAGUGGUGCAUUCGUCGCGGCCCUCUCCAGCCCCCCCAUCCAGAGCCCCUUAGCGGCUGGGGGACGGACAUUCCAGUACGGGCCCUCUUUUGGCUCCCAGAUCUCCCUGGUUCAGCAAGUUGUGCCCAGCCCCACACACAGGCCCAAAACCCAUAACAGCACCCGGUCUCUGCACAUGGGCAGUCUGGGUCAGAAUGCCAGGGCACUGUCUGCCUCUCAGCCCUCCCUGCCCCAGGGAGGAGGGGCUCAGCCCGUGGCUCCCUGCCCAUCACAGUCCGCCCGUGUCUCCUCCACCUCCAUCGGGCCCCCUCAGGCCCCCUCGGGCAAUGCAGGGGUCAGGAGCGCUAUGACUCAUAGGAUGGUGCUUCCCCACCAGAUGUCUGCGGGGGCGUUCCCUCUAGCCUCCCUCCCGGGGACUGUUACAUCGCUGGGGAUGGGCAUGGGAGUGGGCACGGGGGCAGGCUUGGCACCAGCCCUGCUGGACUCAGGAUUACCCAAGAGUGAUUUUGUAGCCAGCCUCCCUGAGACAGACCGUGCUAGAUCGAGGCUCUCUUCCAAUUUGUGACCUUUAUUAGAUUCCUGCAGAGCCCGUGCUUUUUGGUUGUGGGAACUCUAGUCGUUUCUUCCUUCUACCCUAUAAUUCUCCCUGUCAGGCGGGGCUAAAUCUGACUUAAAUAAUGUAUGCUGUGUGACUGGUGAUGACAGGGAGAGAGAGACGAGAGCUGAUGGAAAAUGUAUGACUAACAAUAUGAAGUCUGUAUACAGAGUUAUUGUCAAAGGUGUGAUGUUUCUACUCCAUCCACAGACAGAUACUGACCAUACGUAAUGGUAGCACCUUGUUCCCACAUCUCUUCUCCUUUAUUUUCUGUGUUUACUGUAACCGUAUUCAACAUACAUAACAUCUGUCACCCAAUAUCUAUAUACUCCCAACAAUACAAACUGGCCGGGACAAGAAGAAAAUCUGGGACCUGCUUCAGAUGACAACGAUGACAUCCACACUUUGCAGAAGUGUUCUGAGAUUUCCUCUUUUGCCUGUGGACCGGCUUUAACACAUGUUCUACUCAUGCCACCGUAAUAUUGUUUCAGAAAACAAGAACAUGCUAAAAAAACACACCACAUCUUAAAUGAAUGAAUUCAAAGGCUUUCAAGGGAAUUGUUUUACAUUCGUAUUUUUAAUCAAGACUUGUACAAACACAAUAUGGCCUGGGAUUAGUAAUAUAUCACUGAAGAAAAUAAAACUAUGAUUGUAACAUUUGAAGCCAUGCCCUUCGUCCAUAAGUGUGUGUAUGGGUAUAAGUAUGACUGAGUUUCUUCAUAGGGAAUUCAUAUAACAUAUAACUCAUCCCCGCUCUCUCAAAUGAUCUUUGCAGAAGAUGGUGGAGGUAUGUUUGAUUUUUUUGCUAUGGAAUCAACCACAUCAUACAUGACAUUCCAUUCUGACUUUGCCUUUUCAAAACACUACAGCUUGGGAUUAAGUGAUACAGUUUCAAUGAGGUCAUCCGUCCCCAUAGGAUGAUGCAUAUGCAUGUUGAUAUGGGUUAUGAGUCACAUGAAUAUCAACAUACUGUAAAUCAACAUACUGUAUUUCAAUAAACCCUGAUGGAAUUUCAUAUCAGGUUAUUUGCAUAGUUAUGUUUAGAAUAGGCAGUUCAUACUGUUGCUUUCUUUGAAAUAUAUCCAAGAUAAUAGUCUGGCUGAAGUUCUGAAUGCACUUUGCAGCGUAAUUGACGAUGCUAAUAUCCAGACAGAGCAUGUCCAGACAGAGACUGAUGCCUCGAGGUUAGACUGCAUAAAUAAUCCCAUUUAAUGAAUACAUUAAACAUUUAAUUGAUAUUUUUCAUCUCAUCUGUAUUGUCCAUCCAUUAUAAGACUUUUUUUAGAUUAAUAGAAAUUCUAAACAAAUCUAUUUUUUCCCCACUUUCAAACCAAAGUCAUACAGUAAUAUAACAUCUCAUUAAGGUAGACUGGGUGUUCAAUGUGCAUAAUGCUCCCAGCUAAAUGCUCCCAGCUAAAUGCUCCCAUUCUAUUCUAAUCUGUAGCAAGGGCAGUGCAGACAUUUUGGAGGGUGAUGUGUUUCCUACCCCAAGUGUUCCCACUAAAUGUGUUUAUCAGCCUGAGCGGCCUCCGCUGAUUAGUGUCCAAAAGCAUUAGAGGAAGAGGCUUCCCAAGCCCCAAUAUCCAAUGUAUCUGCAUCUCAAUCACCUGCCCUUCCCCCGCCAUUACUAUGUAAUGAGAGAGAAGAUUGGACCCCCCCAGGCCCCAUUUAGUUUUGACUGUUAUUACUUUCCUUCAAUUGUGUUUCGUCAUGAGUUUUACUGUAUCAUUCACCUUGAGGGUGGUGAAAGACAGUAGUACAAGGUUGUGGGUUUGGAAAGAAUCCGUUGCUGGAAAUUAUGCCCAGUGAAACUUCUUUGGAAACUUGCAUGUGCUUUAAGGGGAAGUACAGUGCCUUCAGAAAGUACUCAUACCCCUUGACUUAUUCAACAUUUUGUUGUGUU
This is a messenger RNA of Oncorhynchus tshawytscha (Chinook salmon), 4971 nucleotides long. RefSeq names its product potassium/sodium hyperpolarization-activated cyclic nucleotide-gated channel 2. Bases 324 to 3038 code for a protein of 904 amino acids. Lineage: Eukaryota; Metazoa; Chordata; Actinopteri; Salmoniformes; Salmonidae. The record is from RefSeq and is a predicted model, not a curated record. Gene Ontology annotation, biological process: transmembrane transport; potassium ion transport. The transcript is spliced from 8 exons. Gene Ontology annotation, molecular function: voltage-gated potassium channel activity. Gene Ontology annotation, cellular component: membrane.